Molecule: messenger RNA, 111 nt
Organism: Enterobius vermicularis (human pinworm)
Lineage: Eukaryota; Metazoa; Nematoda; Chromadorea; Rhabditida; Oxyuridae
Source: the annotation of a GenBank genome assembly
AUGGUCACAGACGUACAGUUGGGUAUAAUGACUAACGCUCUUGGUGUUGCUAUGCUUCUUCUCGUGGUGUUUUUCCAUUACAUUACAGUUAACCAACAGAAGAAGAAGUGA